AUGGCAACAGGUAUCGAAGUUGCCAGUCUAGCUCUGGCCAUUCUUCCGCUUCUGGUAAAUCAGCUUGAAGGAUACAUCAGGGGUAUUGAGAAAAUCAAGCUAUUGAAACGCUACCGGAGGGUGUUUGCCAAUUAUUCGACCAAACUUGGUGCACAGCACGCCAUCUUACUAAAUACCUUGGAACAGGUAUUGAAGGAUGUUGUAGAGGAUAAUGACAAAGUUUCCAGGCUCAUCUCAGACCCUCGAGGCGAAGAUUGGAAGGAUUCUUCUCUACAGGAGAAGCUUCGCAAUAAGUUAGGCCGAAGCUAUGGUCCUUUUGUGGGAACAAUGUCAGAUCUUUUGAGACUCUUGGACGAGCUAUCGGAAAGACUUGGUAUUGACAAAGCACACACAAAGGAGAACUGCCCCACUGGUACAAGAAAGGCCUGGAGGGUAAAGAUACUCAUCAUGGGCCCUCUAUACGACGAUCUGUUGGCGAAAAUUGAUGACGCCAAUACAAUACUAAAGAGCCUUGCUGAACCAUCAAAUAUUCGUGAACGGGCCCAGGAGUCGCGGCGACCUUGGGAUGAGCUCUUCCAUAAGUAUAAGACGGCACGAAACCAUACUUGUGAACUUUUUAAAGGAAUCGUCGGCGGUAGUUUUUGGAAAUGCAGCUGCAAAGAGCACCAUGUUGUUCAUUUCCAGUUGCAGUCCAAUCCCCUCAAGUUUGCUGUGGGAGAUGCCGACACCCAUGCUUUUGCAAGGUUUCGGAUGAUAUUUUCCCAGGAGGAAAGUACCCAAUCCUCACAGCCGUGGAACUGGAGAGAAGUUGAGUGGGAGCCGAUCGAAACAGUUCCUUCUAUAACAUUGACUCAGGAUCUGUGCUCGUCUCUUUCCGUCUCAAUUGCGGACAAUGUGAAGCGAUGUGCGAUUGGUUAUUUUCCCACAGGUCUCGACGAGACAGGGUGGUAUGCCCUGUAUGCAGUAACUUGCCUGAAAGAGCGGCAGCCCCGGCAGUCAUUGCGACAAGCUUUGUGCCAAAUCAGCCGGCGUGACCGAAUGCGUAUCGCUGCUGGUCUUGCUUGUGGCGUUAUGCAACUUUGUGGGAGCUGGCUGAAGCCUCGUUGGAAUACUUCCGACAUCGGCCUGGCCCGUGACGACGAAGACAGAAUCUUUCUGGACUCUCUGUUUUUCUCGUGGCCAUUACAUGGCUCGGCGGGCUCAGAGAAGUCGAACUUGCUGCAUGAUUCUACUGUGAGGACAGAUGUACUAGUGCCUCUUGGACGCACUCUAGUGGAGCUUUCGCUUGGGAAAUCGAUUGGUACCUUGGGCAUGCUGGAUGGAAUAGGUGAAGAUGAGGAUGUGACUAAGAUCGGCACUGCACUCAAGCUCAUAGAAAUGGUGUCACAUGAGAGCGGCUCGAACUAUGCGCAUGUUGUUCACAAGUGUCUUCUGGGGUCAGGCAUCAGCAUAUGCCAGGAGGAUAUCAAUUUUCAGGAGCAUGUAUUUGGUGGGAUAAUAUCUCCUUUGUUGAGAGACAUUGCUUAUUUUGAAGGCAUCGAUUCAUAGUAUAUUUCCUCUCCGGGUUUUAGCU
Molecule: messenger RNA, 1573 nt
Organism: Aspergillus campestris IBT 28561
Lineage: Eukaryota; Fungi; Ascomycota; Eurotiomycetes; Eurotiales; Aspergillaceae
Exons: 2
Coding region: 1-1548 (515 amino acids)
Source: RefSeq, a predicted model, not a curated record